Octodon degus (degu) is the source of this 3749-nucleotide messenger RNA. It is a transcript of the gene Celf5, whose product is annotated as CUGBP Elav-like family member 5. The record is from RefSeq and is a predicted model, not a curated record. The coding region runs from base 26 to 1483 and encodes 485 amino acids. NCBI's taxonomy places the organism in Eukaryota, Metazoa, Chordata, Mammalia, Rodentia, Octodontidae. Gene Ontology annotation, molecular function: mRNA binding. The transcript has 12 exons. Gene Ontology annotation, biological process: regulation of alternative mRNA splicing, via spliceosome; mRNA splice site recognition. Gene Ontology annotation, cellular component: cytoplasm; nucleus; ribonucleoprotein complex.
GCCGCCGCCGGCCGCGCCGCCCGCCAUGGCCCGCCUGACCGAGAGCGAGGCGCGCAGGCAGCAGCACCCGCUCCUGCAGCCGCGGCCGUCGCCGGUGGGCGGUAGCGGGCCCGAGCCCCCCGGGGCGCAGCCCGACGGCAUGAAGGACCUGGACGCCAUCAAACUGUUCGUGGGCCAGAUCCCGCGCAACCUGGACGAGAAGGACCUCAAGCCGCUCUUCGAGCAGUUCGGCCGCAUCUACGAGCUCACGGUGCUCAAGGACCCCUACACGGGGAUGCACAAAGGCUGUGCCUUCCUGACCUACUGUGCCAGGGACUCUGCCAUCAAAGCUCAGACUGCCCUGCACGAGCAGAAGACCUUGCCUGGGAUGGCGCGGCCAAUCCAGGUGAAGCCUGCCGAUAGCGAGAGCCGCGGAGGUAGGGACCGGAAGCUGUUUGUGGGGAUGCUGAACAAGCAGCAGUCCGAGGAGGAUGUGCUGCGGCUGUUCCAGCCCUUCGGGGUCAUCGACGAAUGCACUGUGCUCAGGGGGCCUGAUGGCAGCAGCAAAGGCUGUGCCUUUGUGAAGUUCUCCUCCCACACGGAGGCGCAGGCGGCCAUCCACGCCCUGCACGGCAGCCAGACCAUGCCGGGAGCCUCUUCCAGCUUGGUGGUCAAGUUCGCAGACACAGACAAGGAACGCACCCUCCGGCGCAUGCAGCAGAUGGUGGGCCAGCUGGGCAUCCUGACGCCGUCCCUCGCCCUGCCCUUCAGCCCCUACAGUGCCUACGCCCAGGCUCUCAUGCAGCAGCAGACGACGGUCCUGUCCACCUCAGGCAGCUACUUGAGCCCUGGUGUGGCCUUCUCUCCCUGCCACAUCCAGCAAAUUGGCGCAGUCAGCCUUAACGGGCUGCCCGCCACGCCCAUUGCCCCUGCCUCUGGACUGCACUCACCCCCACUGCUUGGCACUGCCGCCAUGCCCGGCCUCGUGGCGCCCAUCACCAAUGGCUUCGCUGGUGUUGUGCCCUUCCCAGGAGGGCACCCUGCCCUGGAGACCGUGUAUGCCAAUGGCCUGGUGCCCUACCCAGCUCAGAGCCCCACAGUGGCCGAGACGCUCCAUCCUGCCUUCUCCGGAGUUCAGCAGUACACAGCCAUGUACCCUACCGCGGCCAUCACGCCCAUCGCGCACAGCGUCCCGCAGCCGCCGCCCCUCCUGCAGCAGCAGCAGCGAGAAGGUCCCGAAGGCUGUAACCUGUUUAUCUACCACCUCCCCCAGGAGUUUGGAGACACGGAGCUGACCCAGAUGUUCCUGCCCUUCGGCAAUAUCAUCUCCUCCAAGGUCUUUAUGGAUCGGGCUACCAACCAGAGCAAGUGUUUCGGAUUCGUGAGCUUUGACAACCCGGCCAGCGCACAGACCGCCAUCCAGGCAAUGAACGGCUUCCAGAUCGGCAUGAAAAGGCUCAAAGUACAGCUGAAGCGGCCCAAAGACCUGGGACACCCCUACUGACCGUGCCACAGCUGCCCUGAGGCUGCGGGCCUGGCCCAGGUGAGCCGCCAGGCGGCCCCACGCCCCGCCCAGCCCUGGUUUUGUCCAUACCCCACCCCUACCCCUUGCUUAUUUUCCAAACCCUUCUUGGGUUUGGUUGGGUUGGCAGGGACGGUGCUGGACAAAGACACCCCCAAUAACUGUGGUUGGGGCUGGAAAGGAGGCCGGGGUGAGGGUGGGAAGGUGGGGGAGAAGCUGGGGUUUCCCACUGCGGGUGGCUAGGCAAAUCCUUCCUGGAGAAGGUUUUAAGGGAUGAAUAGGAGUUUAUUGGAAAAGGCAGGUUUGGCCUGGGAUGGAGGGUACAUUAGGGAGGGGCUUCUUCUGUCCUGUGACUCUGUUGUCCCUACUGAAAGGCCCCUAGACCAAAGGGGAAAAUGUUAAAUGUGCACCUCAGACCCUGCCCCUUGUGUAGGACCCAGCUCACCUUGGAACCACGGCUGGAGCCUGGGGGGGUGCAGGCCCUUGAUGGCCUCCUGCCCUUGUCUUCUACUGCACCAGCCCCAGCUUCCUCUAGGGUAAUCCAUCCCCACUGGGUUGAUCCUUCUAAUAAUCAUGCAAAAAAAAAAAAAAAAAAAAAAAACCAACCCCAUGAGCACACAAAACCUACAAGUUUAUUUUCCAUCAGAACAAAGAACUUUAUCAUGUUCCUUUGGGGACCAAGUGGUAACCCCAAGAGGCCGCUGUGUAAUCAUAACCCUGACCCCCAACUCCAGGGGCACUACCUAUAAAGUGGGUUUGUGGAAAGCCUGUGGGACAGAGGGGGCUUCUCCCAGCUAAGCCCAGAAUCCGCCACUGAAAAGACUCUGGAUUAUUCAUUUUUCUUUUUUGUAAUUUUUAAAAAUCACCACGGCUGUUGUAUGAAAGAGCCUCACGAUGGCCUGGCGCACAGUAGGUACACAGUUAGUGUUGCUCAGUGUCCUGCCCUUUGAGCUGUGGGGAGGUCCCCAGCGGAGGCUGUCAACCGGUCACCAAAUCCAGGGUAGUGGGCUGCAUCCGCCCGCUUCUAAUUCCUGACCCCCUACUGUCCCCAGCUCUUGAGGAGCAGGAUUUGAACAACAAAAGAAGAAAAAGAAUGGGGGCAUGGAAGGGGCCUAAAUGACCUGCCUGGAGUUCCAGUGACAAAGUCUAGGGCCCAAGAGGCAGGCACAAGCUUAGGGCUUGAAGUCCUUUCAGAGCCUGGGGGCUCAGCCACAGAACCCUGAGAUUUUGCUUUUUUGGAAAACAUAGGGAGCCUUUGGGUCCUCAGACCCCAGCCUGGCCCGGGGCACAGAGGCUGGGGCAGUAAGGGGUCAUGUUCCUCCUAUGACCCCCCCCAUGCCCAUCCCUUCUCCCAGGUCAGGGGCUCCCUCCCCAGGAAGGGUGUCCAGUUUCCACCUGCCCAGGAUUGUCCCCUAAGUCACAGCUGUGUUCCAACACCAGCCCUGCUCCUCCCCCUUGUUCCCUAUUCACCCCAAAAAUGUGAACCACUCCUCAGAACCAAGUGGGGAGCUCCGUGGUCUGUCUGGGUAGAGGGACAAGGUCCCCUGUGUUGGGCUGAAGAAUUCAUACACUGCCACCCCCACCUUCCACUUGGGGACGUUUCUUCUUCCCUUCUCCCCCUCACCUCACAUGGUGGCUCCCCAUCCACGAAAUCACGACUUUCCCUAUAUAUAUGUGCAUAUAGAGAGAGCUAGAGACAGUAUAUAUAUAUAUAUAUUUUUGAGUAGAGAUCAUGGGGCCAAACUUUUCCGACUUCCUGACAUCCGCGAGUGGUGGCCCUGAGCCGGUCACUUGGAGGGGACAAGGCCGGCAGCACCGCGACCCUGCGGGGUGUCAGGCCAGGUCGCGCCCACAGAGACCUCCGGGACGCUCGCUGUCCGCCGCGGCCCCGGGGCCUGCCUUCUCCACGCGGCAUGAAGGCCUCCAGCGCCUCCCAGUCCUUCCGUCCCCAGCCCUCUGUCAUAGCCUUAUUCGAGUGACCAAUAGCCCUUAGCUUUCCGUUGGGGGGACAGCCGGGGUGGGGUGUCACCCCCCAGCCCUCACUGUCCCCUCCCUAGGGCAGGCAGCCGUCGUCCCUGCCGUCGAAUCACCAGCCUCCAAUUUAAGGUCUUGUAACCAAGAUUGCCAAACGUUUGGGUCCAAGACUACCCCCCAAGCCCCUUUGUGGGGAGACGGACCGUGAAGGGACCUUUCUUACCUCUGCAGAGAUUUUUCUUGUUUUGUUUUGGGUCUUUCUGAGCAGGUACAA